AUGUUACCGAAGAAGAGCCUUUGGUCGUGCGCGGCUUGCUUUUGUACGCCCAUUGUUGGACUCGAAUAUGGCCAGGCUCGACUUUUACCCAGCGGAAGCAUCGUCUUCCCACGGCGCUUCUUGACUACUCGACCCAUCGAUACACCCCGCGAGCUCAAAGAGCUUCCUACAACGCCCUCGAUUGCGCAGAAGAGGGCGGCAGAGCGGCUGGGAAAUAUCGUUGAACAACAGAUGAGGUAUCUGAGAGGCAAGGACCCCUACAAGAUUGGGCAAUAUGUGGAACAGGCGCUGAGAAGAAACGCCUUCGACGAGGCACUGCUGCUGGUGCAAAAGGUUGGCAGAGGGCAGCAGGUCGUCGUGGCGUGGAACCUUCUCAUCGACUACCAAUUUGGGAAACAAAGGAUAAAGGAGGCCAUGAAGCUGUUCAACGACAUGAAGAAGCGUGGCCAACAGCCCAACUCAAGAACUUACACGGUCAUUUUCCGGGGUCUAUCUAAACAGACCAACACCAAACUUGCCGUUUCCGAAGCUGUCAAACAGUACAACUCGUUAAUCAAAGGCGAUCGUGUCGAGUCGAAUUCUAUCCAUCUUAAUGCUGCGAUCAAUGUCUGCGCUAAGGCUGGGGAUAUGGACGCCUUAUUCCGCAUCGUUGACACCAUCAAUGAGUCCAGCCGAACGCCAGAUGCUCUCACAUAUACCACAAUUCUGAAUGCCUUACGUUUCAGUACCAUGGAUGAGAUCAAGGACGCGGAGCCGGAGAAGAAAGCCGAAUCGCUUCAAAAGCUUGUCAGUGGUGGCAAGGAUAUUUGGGCUGAAGUGAUAGACAAGUGGUCCGAUGGUGCCCUGAAGAUUGAUGAAGAGCUGGUAUGCGCCAUGGGUCGUUUGCUACACAUGGCCUUACCUCGAGAUAGCACCAACGAGGUUCUCGACCUUCUAACACAAACCAUGCGCAUUCCGAAUCUAGUCAAAACCCCAAAUUCUGAUGCUCACCAAGACGAGAAGAUGCGAAACAUUGCGGCGACCGGUUCAACCAAGCCAGUACAUGCUACUCCACAUGCAGCAUAUGCGGUACCCGGACGCAAGACGCUAUCUCUGGUCUUGACAGUAUUAGCCUCAACAAGGCAGAACACGGCAGGCAUCAAGUACUGGAAUCUCCUGGUCCGACAUUACGGGAUAGAACCCGACAAUGAUAUCUGGUUCCGGCUGCUCGGUUUGCUCAAAGUAGCGAAAGCGAGCGCCCAUGCCUCCAAUACUCUGGACCUCAUACCAGAACAAAUCUUUAACCCCACACACUGUCGCAUUGCAAUGGAAGCCUGCGUCCGCGACAAUAUCAACCUAAACGUGAUAAAGAACAGCACGGUGGCCCUGGAAACGAUGCUCAAGAAGCUGAAAAUUCCCGAUGUCGAAACUCUUCGCCUCCACCUGCGAGUUGCCCUGGUCAGUCACUUUCGCUACCGCAAGAUGGCUGCCGCCGACAAGCUGGAUGAAGCCAAACGGCUGUACGGUGUUCAGUUGACAGAGGCGUUAAAUCGCCUCUGGGGCCCGUAUCAGAAGGUACAUCAUCACUAUUUCGAAGUGAUCAAACCCAAGGACAAAGAAAGGGAGGCGAGCGUGCUCGAAAUUCAGAACGAGAUUGUCGCCCUUGCCAGGCAAAUGUUUAGCGCAUUCAAUAAAGUUGUGAACGAGAAAAUGUUGCCCAACGACGACUUGGAGGAAAUGCGUCUCAUUGCGUCAAAGCUCAAUCGCGACAUCCAGGACUUUUUCUCGAAGCAUGGCACCUCGCUUGCCCGCACUUCUCCAGUUGUAGGUGAGAGCGCGGACGAAAACGGCGAUGACAAGGCCUCUGGCCAAGAUAAACAAGGCGCCGACUUCAUCUGGGACACUACCAAAUCUACGGAAUUCAAGCAGCAGCAAGAAUUAAAGCAAAGCGCUCCUGCAUAUAGACGUGAAUCACCACGCUCGCAGGAAACUUCUCGAAGGAACUUCCGUGGGAGGAAUGGUAGGUAG
Molecule: messenger RNA, 2007 nt
Organism: Clonostachys rhizophaga
Lineage: Eukaryota; Fungi; Ascomycota; Sordariomycetes; Hypocreales; Bionectriaceae
Source: the annotation of a GenBank genome assembly